Messenger RNA from Vanderwaltozyma polyspora DSM 70294, 1470 nucleotides. RefSeq names its product RNA-processing protein REF2 (gene REF2). The transcript has a single exon. The coding region runs from base 1 to 1470 and encodes 489 amino acids. The record is from RefSeq and is a predicted model, not a curated record. NCBI's taxonomy places the organism in Eukaryota, Fungi, Ascomycota, Saccharomycetes, Saccharomycetales, Saccharomycetaceae.
AUGGCAAGUGUUUUACCUCAGUUAGUGAAUAUUGAACACACACUUCAAUCAAAGACUGUGGAGCAGAUACGAGAUGAUAUUAAGGAGUUCCAAGAUGCUGUGGAGCUGAAUUCAGAACAAUCAGAGAAAAUCCAGUCAUACAUACAUGCUCUAGAGGACACAUUUGAUCAAUUCACCAAAGAUAAUGAACAUAUCGAACGCAAGGACAAUAAUGUCACUGAUGCAGAUAUACAGCUGUAUACUGGUUUGAAGAAUAUGUAUCAAGAUUAUUUAAAAGUUCUGAACCAAUUGAAGCAGGAUAAGGCUGCAGUUAGAGAUGAAGUUGAAGCAAGCGACGAUAAACCUGAAGAAAGUUCUGAUGUACUAGAAUAUAUUGUGAAUGAAUUGCCUUAUCAGCAACCCACAGAAAGGAAAAAAUACAUCGAUAAUUUUAUUCAUUCGAAAGAUGCUCAAAAACUUUCUAAAUCUACUCAAGUUUUUGACGCCAUUGUUAAUUUAUGUCUAUUAGAUUCCUCAAUUAAUGAUAAUCUGCGAUCUUAUUUCGCUUUGUUAAAAGAUAUAGGAUACACACACGAAGAUUUAUCUUCAAAUUUGCCAGGAGGGUUAUUAGAAAUAUUGAACUCGAAAUCUAAAUCAAAGAAUAAAGAGGGCAAGGAAAACAAAGUGAUACAAGAGGACGUAGAAGAAACUAAAGAAAAUACUGAUAAUUCACCAGUAAGUAAUAAUAGUGGUAAUAAUACUGAAGAUGAAAAGAAAAAGAAGAUAUCGUUCUCUAAAUAUUUAAAGAAAGAUACAGACGUUAAUGAAAAUGGUAAAAGAAUUUCCAGUUCCAUGGAACCUGAAUCAUCAAGUGAUGACUCGGAUUCGAAAAAGAUCAAAACUGAAGAUGGGAAAUACAUUUCCUCUAUUUUAAAGCAAGUAUCUGAUCAGAAUGGCAAUGGCCAGAGUACUUCUAGAAAGUCUAGUAACAAUAUUAGAUUCGUGGAUGAUUCAAAGUUAGUGACUGUAUUUGGAGAUGGUCUGCCUCAAAAGGGUGUCCAAUUAUCCCCAGAUGAAUUGAAAAAACUACUGAAACCAUUCAAAGAAGGGGAACCAAGAGAUUUGUUAUCGUUAGAAGGGGUAAUACCUAGGGCUCGUGAAUUAUCUCUAAUAUUAGGUCAGAAUGAAGAAGAUUAUUCUGAUGUAUCAAGCCUAAAAGGUGGGCCUAUUCCAUAUGAGACUACUAUUCCAUUGAAAUUUAGAAUCAAUUUUGGAAACUUUAGUCCUGAUUUGAGUAAGGGCGCUAGAGAACCAGUUCUCGUAGAUGAUCUACAUGACAAAUCAGGUAACCUAAUUUAUAAAGGGCCACUGAUCGCAGGUGCUUUUGGUAAAAACAAUCUACUUCUAAGAAAAGAUAGAGGUGGUCUGCCAUAUAAAAGGGUUCCAGAAGUCCUGCGAAAUGACUACCCGCCAAGACCCACUAAUGACUAA